Molecule: messenger RNA, 4359 nt
Organism: Caenorhabditis elegans
Lineage: Eukaryota; Metazoa; Nematoda; Chromadorea; Rhabditida; Rhabditidae
Gene: adt-2
Product: Peptidase M12B domain-containing protein
Exons: 18
Coding region: 1-2928 (975 amino acids)
Biological process (GO): proteolysis
Cellular component (GO): extracellular region
Molecular function (GO): metallopeptidase activity; metalloendopeptidase activity
Source: RefSeq, marked reviewed
AUGCUUCUACCGCUGCUAAUAAGUGGUCUGCUUUUUCGAAAUGCAGAUGCCUUUCUUCCGUUUUUCAACGAGGAUGAUUUAAAAUACACAUUUGGAGUUGAUACUCAUGCUGAAGUUCCAAAUCAUGAGGAAAUUGAUCCAGUACCAUAUUAUCAUCAGAAUGGCAGUUUGCAUAAACUGGAAUUUAUGGCAUUCAAUAAAAAAUACAACUUGUCAUUAGAGCCAACUCUCGCAAAGUUGCUCUCUUCUGGUGUCACUGUUGUGAAGAAAAACGAGAAAAAGGGAGGCUCUCUGGAUUUUGGAUCAACACUCGACAGCUGUCAUUACCAUCAUUAUGGAGAAAAAGUGUACGCCGCUAUCAGUAACUGUGAUGGUAGAAUCAAAGGGACGGUCAUUGAUGACGGUGAAAUAAUUGUUGUUCAUCCAUUUCCGGAUCAUCAUGCUCAUCGAUCGAAAAGAGCAACUGAAAAUGGAGCACACGUUGUUUACAAAAGAGAAACCCUUGCUGGAGAGCCAAAAGAUUUUUGCGGGCUUGACAAUGUUGUCACAGAGGAAUCACUCGUUGAAGACGAGAGUGCUAUUUUUGAAGACGUAUUUGUUACCGGACAGCGCCUUACUCAGCAGUCUGAUCUUAUUGUCGAAUUAGCAGUUUUUGUUGAUGAGAAUUUGUGGAGACAUUUCAGCAGCAAACACGGUGGAAUGGCUGAUCGAAAACUUCAAGAUUACACUUUGACUCUUCUCAACAACAUUCAGAUUAUGUACUAUCAGCCAACUGCAAGCCCUCCACUCACUUUCCGUGUCAUCCGAUAUGAAGUGCUUACCAGACAACCGUCGGCGCUAGCUGGAUAUCUUCACAAUCACGGAAACGCUCAAAUGUACUUAGAUCGGUUUUGCAGAUAUCAGAGAAAUUUAGCUGUUCGUGAUUGGGAUCACGCUAUUAUGCUAACUGGUUACGACAUUCAUCGAGGUGCUGGAUCUCGUUCAAUUUCCGGAAUCGCCCGACUUGAUGGAAUGUGUGAUCCGUGGAAUACGUGUACUUUGGCCGAAGGCUUGGACUUCACCUCUGCUUUUAUCGGGACACACGAACUCGGCCAUAGCGUUGGUAUGCGUCACGAUGAACCAUAUUGUCAAUCCAAGCAUAUCAUGUCAUCAUCGCUGGGUCCUGGAAAAGUCACGUGGUCGACUUGUUCGUUGAGAGAUUACCAUCAGUUCCUGCAAAGACUUGAUGGCCGCGGCAAAAACUGUCUUCGUGUGUCAAAUAUGCCGAACAAGUUAGAAAUCUCGUCCAAUGUGAAACCCGGUCAAAUAUAUGAUGCGAAUCUUCAAUGCGAAUUGAUGCAUGGAAACGGAUAUCAGCAGGUCACACCUCGUCAAGACUCGUAUGAUGGAAUUUGCUACAUGAUGUGGUGUGGACAGUCGUCGUUUGGCAGAAUUAUUACCUCGCAUCCAGCAUUGGAAGGUACUUUCUGUGGGCCAAGCAAAUGGUGUCAACUCGGAAGAUGUGUGCCAUGGACCGGAACGAACGAAAUCCAACCAACAGUGCAACAUGUUGCUCCUGUUGUCACAACCCUACCAUCCAGAAUUGACGGAUCAUGGUCUGGAUGGGGAGCAACUAUUUGCUCGCAAUGUACAUGCAAUGGUAUCCUCGGAUCUGUCGGACUUGCUAUUGCCAGAAGAACAUGCUCUGCACCUUACCCAGCUAACGGCGGUAGCGACUGCGUUGGUUCGACUUCUCGAGCAGUUCUUUGUUCUCGACAGUGCGGUCGUGCCAGCAAGUCUGUUGACGAGUACAUUAGCGACAAGUGCAUGGAACAGAAGCGUCUCAAGAACGAUCGUGAACUAACUGGAAAGGGAAGUCAACUCAACCGUUUCCCACAACGAGCCUGUAAAGUGUUUUGCGACGUACAACAGCAUUACGGAAGUCAACGCAAUUAUCGAUUCUUUGGUGAUAAUCUUCCAGAUGGAACAAGUUGUGGAUAUGACAGAUAUUGCUUGGAUGGAGAAUGUUUAGCUCUGAACUGCAAUAAUAAUGCUCUUAUAAGCCGCGAUCAAUCAUGCCCAACAGACACAUGUCCAAUCACUGACCAAUCGUCGUCCGUCUACCGAGGACAAUGGGGUACUUGGAGCCUUUGGACCAGCUGUACUGCUACCUGUGGAGGAGGUUAUAGAAAACGAAACCGUGCAUGCUCCAUCACCGGUCAGUGCGAAGGAAAUGAAGACGAAACCGAAGUCUGCUCUUCCGAAUCAUGCCCGUCUGUUCUUCGUGUCGGAAACGAAUGGAGUACCUGGACCGAAUGGAACCACUGCUCGGUGUCGUGCGGUCGCGGUUCUCAAGCUAGAUACCGCAAGUGUCUCAGUCCGCACCGAACGUUGGCAUUCGAUUGCCCCGAGAAAAAUAUUGAAGUCCGGUCAUGUGACAAUGGUCCCUGUAACGCUAUUGGUGUCUGGGGAACAUGGGGAGGUUGGAGCACUUGCUCAACAUCUUGUGGACCUGGUACUCUCGUCAGACAACGAACUUGCAAUAGAGAGCCAUGUGAUGGGUCAGCUCACGAACGUAGAUCUUGCAACGUAGCAACAUGUCAAAACGAUGGAAUUUGGUCGCUAUGGAAUGAAUGGUCUGACUGCAGCAGAGUUUGCGGAAAAGGACUCAGAAGUAGAAGCAGGUCAUGUUUUGGAAGUGGAUGUAUGGGUGCAAGUUCUGAACAACAAUUCUGCAACGAACAAGCAUGUGCUUCGUCAAGUGCAAACGAUUGGGGUACCUGGUCGGGAUGGUCGCAGUGCUCAGUGAGUUGCGGUGCAGGAGUGAAGAGGAGGACGAGGACGUGUCGCACUGGAAAUUGUCCUGGAAAUUACAAAGAAUCAGCGAUUUGCAACGAUCGAGAUUGUGAAAACAAAAAUGCUGCAUGGGGAGGUAAUAUUUUAUCUUGAUUUCAAAUGUUGAAUUUCAAACAAUUCAGAUAAUGAGAUCACAAUUUAACCUAGUUACUAUUUGCAAUUAACAUACUAAUUUUCAUCGUAAGUUGACAGUCAUAAAUCCUUAUUUGUUCCCUAUUUUCCUUCCCACCUUGUCCAGACAUCCUUAUCUUCAGUUAUUGUAAAUAUGUUGAGAAUCCUUUUUUAAACCAUAUAAUAUCACUGACCAAACGUUUGCAAACGGUGUUUUGAUCUAAGUGUUGUCAGUUUCAAUCACUUCCCGCCACUUUCUUCUUUAUGAGCGGCAGAUUCGUUUCUUUUGCAUCAAAUCAAAAGAAAUGAGAAUUAUGAUGAUCUGAUCCAAAUUGACUUGAUACCCAAACCAUAGCGAACCAUUGACUUGUUCAUUUUCUUGAUUAGUAUCUUCUGUAAAACCGAAAAAGUCGCAAAACCUGCGAAACGACGUACUGUAGAUUUAUAGUCGUUCUGUUAAAAAGACUUCAAUCAUGGUGAGAGAUUGCGGCAGAAACGUGGGACGACCUAACCUAGAAUCUCAUUAUUUUUCGGAAUUCGCGGGAAUAACCUCUGGUGUGGGGGUGGGUCACGUGAAUAUUGAAGGAUCAGGAAGGAUGCAACUUGUAAAUGAUAGAGAAACGGGAACACACCCAAACAAAAAGUGUCCGAUGCGUACAUUGAAACAUAUUUUUAAAAAAUUGUUGGGGUCAGGCAAACUUGAUCAAAUACAAAUUAUACAAAACGCUCAUGGUGUAAUACGUUCCUCCUUAUGUUAUUCCACGAUGUACACAUAAAACCGAAAAAAAACAUAAUAUUUAUUUUUUCAGGAUGGGGAUACUGGUCAUCGUGUAGUGAAACAUGUGGCGACGGUGUUCGUAAACGUGUAAGAAAGUGCUAUGGAAGUGGUAACUGCGACGGUCAACAAUACGAAAAGCAAUACUGUAAUUUGCGUGUUUGCGACUUCCGAAGAAAGUUUUAAAAUCGAAAGGGAAACAAAUUAUACGAUCUUUUCCAAAAGUCUGAUCGAAUAAUUUUAAUAACACGUUUCUUGUCUUCUCCUCUUUAAUGUUGUAUUUAUUGUCUUUUUUCUCACUCUCUCUCACACUCUUUGCUCUUUUCACUGGCUCAACCCAUCUAUCACCUUUCCAUGUAAAUACAACAUCCUUCAUUUGUCGUUGCUCAUUUGCUUUGUCUCCUCUUCCUGAACCUGAUCCCUUUUAGUUAUCUAUGUCACGUUACUUGCAAUCGGUACUUUUCAUCAUUCCUUCCAAUCAUCAUCAUCGUUUUAUUUUUUUUUUGCUGUUUCUUUUCACUUAUUUUUUGUCGAGAUAUAGGUAUUGUUCCCUGAGUGUUCUACUUGUUAGACCAUCACUGGUCGCCUCAUAACUACGGGUUUUGAAAUUUAAUAAAAGUAUUUUCAUCUGAAAAUUU